GAGUGAGCGAGAUCGAGAGAGAUAAGCAUAUAGAGUCAUAGACACGUAGCCACAAACACGUCUCUCUCCUUCAUUUCUUGUCCACACCCUUUCUUUCUUCAACAACUCAAUACCCAUGUCCACCGAUCUAGAGUUCCGACAAGGCUUGCCGGAAAUAUAUUUACCGGCCAUCAAAGUUGACAAUUCACAGUCCUCCGAUGACACCAACCACAGCAGCAGCAGCUGCAUCAUUAUUCAAACACAAUCAAACACAGAGAGCGACGCGGAAGAGGAGUGCCUAACGCCCACGUCGCCGGAGCACAAGAUUCCGGCCAUCCUGAGUUGCCCACCGGCACCCAGGAAGCCCAAGACCGUGACCUCGUGCAAGAGAAAAUUGUGUGAGUUGGAGUUUUUCGAGAUCGUGGGACGAGAAGAAAUUGAGUCUUUUUUCAGGUCCAGUUUUGGGGUGGUUGAGGUCAGUUCUAGUGCUGUCGUGAAGAGAAGGUGUCCGUGUACAUGAUGAAGAUGGGAAUUCAAAGAUUAUAUCUAUAUCUAUAUCUAUAUCUAUAUAUAUGAAUUACACGUGUAUAUGUGGCAUUAGUCUCAGUCUCAGGUGAUUAUGAAUUUUAUGGGUGUUGAAAUUUCAGAUGCUUAACUUGGAUCUGAAUUAUAGUUUAUUGGUAUCAAUUGUCCAAUUUAUUUUUACUUGAUUAAAAGGCUUUUUGGCACAA
This is a messenger RNA of Cornus florida, 710 nucleotides long. RefSeq names its product cyclin-dependent protein kinase inhibitor SMR1. The transcript has a single exon. Lineage: Eukaryota; Viridiplantae; Streptophyta; Magnoliopsida; Cornales; Cornaceae. The coding region runs from base 116 to 499 and encodes 127 amino acids. Gene Ontology annotation, biological process: regulation of DNA endoreduplication. The record is from RefSeq and is a predicted model, not a curated record.